Messenger RNA from Xylaria bambusicola, 1630 nucleotides. Its product is annotated as Mis12 protein-domain-containing protein. Lineage: Eukaryota; Fungi; Ascomycota; Sordariomycetes; Xylariales; Xylariaceae. The transcript is spliced from 2 exons. Bases 208 to 1422 code for a protein of 404 amino acids. Gene Ontology annotation, cellular component: chromosome, centromeric region; nucleus. The record is from RefSeq and is a predicted model, not a curated record. Gene Ontology annotation, biological process: protein localization to kinetochore; kinetochore assembly; mitotic cell cycle.
ACUGCUCAGGGACCUAGGCAGGUACCUCGGUACCUAGGCAGGUAGCCGCCUGCACCGCCUUCUUAGGUAGUGUAACACUGCGGGAGCCCCUCCAAAGCUAACCCAACCUUGGAAACAUUGAUUUUCGGCCUACCCAAACCGCGACGCGUUUAUCGCAACUUACCAUCUACUGGACGGACUAAGGCGCCAGAUCCGACAUCAUGCGCCAUGACGACGUCUUUCGCUUCAGAGACCGAGCUCUUGACAGAGCAUUUUGGCUACCCCCCAGUUAGUCUUCUCGACGAUAUAAUCAAUAGCGUGAACAUUCUCGCUGAGCGUGCCCUAAACAGCGUCGAGCAAGGUCUUUUGAACGCACCCCCAGCUGCUCUCGGCUUCAAAGCGCCCAAACCACAAGAUGCCGCGGCAGCAGCCGAGUCGGAGCCAUCGCCCGCCGACAGAGCCCAGAGCGAGGUCGAGGCCGGCACCCACCAGUUAGAGACGCUUUUGUGCGCCAGCAUCGACCGCGAUUUCGACAAGUUCGAACUCUACGUGCUACGAAACAUCUUCACAGUACGGCCGCCGGAGCUAUGCAAUUGGAUUCGGCUGUCGCACUACGAGGGGUUGAAUUUCAGCAGCAGGCGGAAUAUUAGUGUCCAUACCGACGAAAACAACACAGUCGUAAACAACAACAAUAACGUCUCGGCCGACACGCCGACGAUAGAAUCCAUUACAACGCUACGCCGCCGCCUGCGCGAAUCGAUGCGUUUAAAUGCCCUUUUAACGGCCGAGCGUGCUCGCAAUGACGCCCUGCUCGAGAAUCUGCGCCGCCUAGUCGGGGACUCAGCCUCGGCGGGUCCACAGGUGAAAGCAGAGAGCACCUCGCCAGCUCAGGGAAACCCAGGCGUAACCGAUGGCCAAGCUAUCUCUGGAGAUGACGAGAAGCCCAAGAACCCCUUUGCCUUCCUGCACAAGAAGGGCGACUUAGCGUCUUCGGGUGGUGGUGCGGCGCCCCUCGCCACCACAGCAGGUUUCACAUUGUCGCAAAUGCAAGCGCUCCGAGCUCUAUCCACAGCGCUAAGUAACCUACUGUCAGACCUGAAGUCCUCGACUGCCGGAGCGCCUGAUGGCGAAACCCAAGGAUCCAGUGCGGGCGGUUCUAGGAGCUGGAGGCGUGAAAGAGCCGAGUACGUCGAGGCCGCGACCCGUCGCCAUCUAGAGACCAUGCACGGGCUCGAGCUCAGCAAGCACGGUGAAGUCCGCGACGGGGAGUGGCAGGGGCCCGGACGCAGCCUUGCAAGAGGCGAGGUCGAAGGUCUCGAGCGCGUCGUUGCGAUGCUGGGCGAUGAAGAUGGUGCUGAUAUCGGCAGUACUUUCAGUGCCACUAGGGGCGUUACUUCAUCUUCAUCCGCAGCUCACGAUAGAGGCCAGAUGGAUGAGUCAUGAAGCUUGCGAUUAGAGAAGGAAACAAAUUUAUCGGGUAAAGGGGAAUACCCUGAUCUGAACAACCCGAUUAUCAAGGACUUAUUAGGCGUUGUAUGUGCAUGAGAGGGUUAGGGCCCUUUGAGAAUUCAGGAGCUUGGAGUUUUUGGGCGUUCAAUGUUGGUGGGUUGGAUGGAUUCGCUGUGAGCUUGGGUCAUAAGAGCGCGCCAAA